CUGGGGGUCGUGAUCGAGCGGAACGUGGCACACGUGGGCCAUGGCCGAGCUGACUCCGUUACCGCUGACUUUUGAGGACGUGGCCAUUUAUUUCUCAGAGCCAGAAUGGCAGCAUCUGCAGACAUGGCAGAAGAUGCUCUACAAGCAUGUCAUGAGAACCAAUUACGAGACUCUGGUCUCACUAGGUGGUGAUCUUUCUAAACCAGAGCUAAUACUCUGGAUUGAACAUGGGAGAGAGCCCUUUGGGAGCUGGAAAGAAUCCCAGAAGCUAGAAAAUGUGAAGGAUUCCUCUGCUGAGGCACAUUUUGAUCCAGUGACAGAGCAAAUGGUGUUGAGUGAUCCUUUGCAGGGCCACGGCUCCUCUGGACCCUUCUUAGGAGGAAGGGAAGAAGUUUCCUUCAGGCUUGAGCAAGGCCUCAGUGUCAUGAACCCACAGAGACCUGACACCCUGAUACCAGGCGCAGCAGCCCACGGCUCUAGGGUGUCUGUGGCAGAAGGGGGAAUUCCAAGUCACAGAGCCCUGGGCCUCAAUUCCUGGCAGGGUCUCCCGAGUCCUCGCCCUGCCUGUGGAGAGAGCUUUGGAAAGGAUAACCAUUUAGGGACGCACCCGGUGGGCCACUGCAAGGACCCAGCGAGUAGGGCUGGGAGGAAACCCGCCAGCCAAGCUGACCUGGCCAAAGCUCUGAAGCCAGAGCCUUGCCCUGCUUGUGGGAGGAGCUCUCAGGGGAAUCGGUAUCUGCUGAGAAGCCUGGGUGGCCACGCCCCAAAAUGCAAGGUGUGCUCUCAUCCUGAACUGGACCUUUCCCGCCCCCUGCCCCCACUCGAGGGCCCAGCGCCCUGCCUUGACCCCCUCAGCACUGCGACCCCAAAGGACAGCCUGCAAUGGGCCAAGGGGCCAGCUUCCUGGCAAGAAAACAGGGGUGCCACCUCGAGAGAGGAGCCAAAGAAUGUCUCCUUCAGCACGUGUGCCCCGCACUUGGGGCGCCCCAGGCAGCAGCCCAAGGACUUGCUGCCCUUCCACUGUGCUCAGUGCACAGCCCGCUUCAGCUUCCGAACACAGCUGCACAUCCACCAGCGCAAGCACAGAGACCCCAGGCGCUUCCCGUGCAGCGAGUGCAGCCUCGCCUUCCCCCUGCGGUGCCACCUCCAGGAGCACCUGCGUCUGCACAGCGGGGAGAGGCCCUUCCAGUGUGCCACGUGCCCCAAGAGCUUCCGCCGCAAGGGUGCCCUCCAGGAGCACCAACUCACGCACAGAACCCACAAGCCCUUCCAGUGCCCCAUGUGCCCCAAGAGCUUCUGCCGCAAGGGCAUCCUACGGGAUCAUCAGCACAUGCACAGCGCCCAGAAGCCCUUCCCCUGCGGACAGUGCAGCAAGAGCUUCAUCCAGCAGGCCAAGCUGACCGAGCACCUGCGCCUGCACAGCGGGGAGAGGCCCUUCCAGUGCCCCAACUGCCCCAAAAGUUUCCGCCUCAAGUGCAUCCUGCGGGACCACCUGCGCAUGCACAGCGGGGAGAGGCCCUUCCAGUGCCCCAAGUGCUCCAAAUGCUUCCGACUGAAGGGUGCCCUGCGGGAGCACCAGCUCACACACAGCGCUCAAAAGCCCUUCCAGUGCCCGCAGUGCCCCAAGAGCUUCAUCCGUCAGGCACAUCUCACCAAGCACCUCAGCCUGCACAGCGGGGAGAGGCACGUCCAAUGUUCCAUCUGUGGCAAGAGGUUCCAAGCCCGGGCUGACAUGAAGACAUACCAGCUGCUGCACGGAGGGGAGAUGCCGUUCUCCUGCAAGUGCGGCAAGGGCUUCGCCAAGCGCUUCACGCUGGUGGAACACAUCAGGACUCACAUCGGCGAGAGGCCUUUCCAGUGUCACAAGUGCAAGAAGCCUUUCCAGUGUCCCAAGUGCAACAAGGCUUUCCGCUUGAAGACACAGCUGCUCGGCCACCAGCGGGUACACACUGGGGAGAGACCUAAGUCCAAACUCACUGCCCAUGUCAGAGUGCACACAAAACCCUGUCCUGCUCCUACGGACCUGAAGCCUGAUGCUGAAAUUAAGAAAAGGCUGAGCCUGCUAUUUACAAUGAUAGAAGCUGACUGGAGCUGAGGCAGGUGCACAGUCAACACAGCCAGUGAAUGAAUGAACGAGAUGGCCCUGGUUCCUCAGAAACAGCCCAAACCCACAGGAAAGCAGAUGGGGAGAACACAAGGGGCUGCUUUAAGCAAGCAUGUGACACAGAUUAGGAACUGGGGCAAAGCUAACAGAUUUUUCUCCUUUGAAAUCACUGGCUACA
Molecule: messenger RNA, 2282 nt
Organism: Perognathus longimembris pacificus (Pacific pocket mouse)
Lineage: Eukaryota; Metazoa; Chordata; Mammalia; Rodentia; Heteromyidae
Product: zinc finger protein 786-like
Exons: 4
Coding region: 41-2095 (684 amino acids)
Biological process (GO): negative regulation of transcription by RNA polymerase II
Molecular function (GO): DNA-binding transcription repressor activity, RNA polymerase II-specific
Source: RefSeq, a predicted model, not a curated record